Molecule: messenger RNA, 489 nt
Organism: Necator americanus (New World hookworm)
Lineage: Eukaryota; Metazoa; Nematoda; Chromadorea; Rhabditida; Ancylostomatidae
Exons: 4
Coding region: 1-489 (162 amino acids)
Source: RefSeq, a predicted model, not a curated record
AUGACUGAGGAAGAUAAAGAGGAAUAUGCUGUGGCCAAGCAGCAUGUUUCUCGGACUAUAGAGCAGAUGAUCCUGCUUAUGCUCAAGAACACCAUGGGUAGGGAACAUGGUGCCUUCUCCGGAUGUAGCGGCCGGUUUAAAGUCCUCAUAGGUGACGAAGCGUCCCAGAUCCCAGAGCCAGUGCUGGCGACGUUCGCGAAUCUUUGUAAACAGUACGGAGGCGGAAUGCGGGCAGCCGACGAACUAGGUGUGGAACUAUCCACAGUCGACUCCGUCCAAGGAAAAGAAAAAGAGGUGUUCCGUAGCGAUAUCUCGGUGUCGCCAAAGCCAGUUCAUCUUCGGACACGGGCGGAGCAGUCUCGUGGCUGGGCUCAUAAGAGCCCAUGCCUGGAGCAAACGGGGAGCACCCUAGCCACUGGUUACCUGCACACCGAGGACCGAUCAAGGACGCAUGGGACAACGACACCAAGGACCGCAUCGCUAGCCUGA